Clavispora lusitaniae ATCC 42720 is the source of this 966-nucleotide messenger RNA. It is a transcript of the gene SFL2, whose product is annotated as Sfl2p. Gene Ontology annotation, biological process: regulation of DNA-templated transcription. Gene Ontology annotation, molecular function: sequence-specific DNA binding; DNA-binding transcription factor activity. The record is from RefSeq and is a predicted model, not a curated record. Lineage: Eukaryota; Fungi; Ascomycota; Pichiomycetes; Serinales; Metschnikowiaceae.
AUGACUGUAACACACAAAACGACCGAUCCACCGGUCAAGCGAAAUGCAUUUGUGUAUAAACUCUACGACAUGCUAUGCAACCCCAAGCUUGCGCACCUAAUCUGGUGGACUGAUGCACCAGACACAAACACGUUUGCACUCUGCCCAAGUACAGAAUUUGCUGAAGCCCUCAGCGGUUACUUCAAGCACGGCAAUGUUGCGCUGUUUGUCCGCCAGCUCCACAUGUACGGUUUUCACAAGGUGUCGGACCCGCUGGCCGCCUCGCACCUGGAUAAGGACGUGUGGGAAUUUCGGCAUCUGUCAGGCAAGUUUCGCAAAGACGACGAACUGCUGUUGGUGUAUAUCAAAAGGCGACUGCUGCUGAAUCUGCGCAACCCGGUUUUGGAAAACGAGCUGCGCAGCACGCCAACUCCGCCCCAUCUAGGCCGCGAGCCUUACAUUUACGGCGUGUUUGGACGCGCGCCAGUGCAACCGCCUGUAGUUGCGCAAACGCCCGUGCUAGCUCACGCUCAUGCCCACGCGCACCCGCAUGCCUCUGCUCAAGUGCCUGGGCCUGUGCCGCUUGCGCGUUCGGCGCCUCCUGCGUCAUUCCAGCCUGACCAGCACCCUUUUGACCGACCCCCGGAGAGGCCCUAUGACCGUUUCUACGAACUAAAACCGUACGAGCGUCCGUUCGAGCCCAAAUCGUGGGAACAUGCGCCGCCACGACAGGACCUCAAGUACGACUUUAAGGAUAUUAAACCCCUUCCAUAUGCGUAUGGCGCGCAACUCCGGGAUGCGCCUGGUUAUAUGUUACCUCCUCCGGCCCGUGCACCAAUAUACCAACUCCUGUGGCAACCCGUGCCGCAGUCUUACGUUGCGCCGGAGCCGCUGCACGAUUCGCAACUCCACUUCCGCAAGCCAUGGGAUGCACCUGCACCAAAGCGGAAUCCAUCGGUGCGCUUUGACCCUUUAGUGCCUGAUGAG